ACUGUACUGUAUGUAACACGCGGUACUGUACUGUAUGUAACACGCGGUACUGUAUGUAACACACGGUCUGUAAUGUCUGUUUGUUUACUUAAAGAGUGUCCUUUAUUGGUUGCGCUGAAUAAAGACAAAACUAUUUACGAUGGUUUUAUCUCAGUAAAGGAAAGAGACUUCAGGUUAAGAAUAACGCUGCCUCCAGACCAGCACCUGAAACAGGCAAAAUUGCACUGCUGCUGGGAACUGAAACUGCUGCUAAAAGACCAUCAGCACAUCCUUAAACAGAGGUUACAACAUUCUUCAGAUUUGGUCGGGUUUCUUCUGGAGCUGAGGACUGUGUUGGAAGCAGCAUUGAAAAGGCAGCCAGGCUGGCAGUCCAUCCCACCACCGCAGUACUAUUCACAGCUCAUCACAGAGAUCGAGAGUUUAGGAUGGGAUAAGCUGAUCUUCAUUGACACCGACUUCCACAUUCUUAAGUUGAAGGCAGAGGACUCGUCUCAUCGUCAGCAUGUCUUUACGGUCAAGCUUAAAUCAAAGUACCCAGCAGAAGCUCCAGAAUGUUCUGCAGACCUGCCUGUCCCAUUGGUCAUUACAUGGAACCCACAGAGCAAUUUAGCCCACAUGCAUAGCCAGUUCCUGCUGAUUGUGGAGGCUUUGGCUGAAUUCUGGGCAGUGAUGGAUGAGAUUGAUGAGCACACCUGGGUGCUGGAACCUGAAAAACCCAGCAGAGCAGACACUAUGAGAAGGAUCGCUAUUGGAAACAACAUCUCCAUAAAGGUUGAGAUCGACCCCAGGCACCCAAAGAUGUUGCCAGAAUGCUGCCUGCUUGGAGCUGAGCAUGUGGUAACCCCCCUGAGGAGUAAGCUGAACGCGAACAUGCAUUUAUGGAACCCUGACUGCAGCGUCCUGCAGAACAUGAAGGAUGUUAUGGAGAUAGAAUUCCCGUCACCUGCCACCCACGAAAAAUCUAGUUUUAGUGCAGAGUGCGGCAUCUGCUAUUCAUAUCGCCUGGACUCUGCCAUUCCAGAUCAGGUGUGCAACGAUCCACGCUGCGGGCAGCCUUUUCAUCAGGCCUGUCUCUAUGAGUGGCUGAGAGGUUUGCCCACCAGUCGGCAGAGCUUCAACAUUGUGUUUGGAGAAUGCCCUUACUGCAGCAAGCCCAUCACCGUGAAAAUGGCCAUUCAAAAACCGUGACCAGUCUGUAAAAUGGAUGCCAAGUUUCAGAAGGACAAGUAAUUUUGUUACACUGGAAUUAAAAACUGAACACCAUGUGCUUAAAAGACAAUAAAAGCAACCAGAAAAAGGAAGAGUGCAACAGUAAUGAUGCAUGCAUACAUUUUACAACUCCACUGUAUUAAAGGCUUGUCUUCUGA
Messenger RNA from Tachysurus vachellii, 1367 nucleotides. It is a transcript of the gene fancl, whose product is annotated as FA complementation group L. The record is from RefSeq and is a predicted model, not a curated record. Bases 73 to 1188 code for a protein of 371 amino acids. The transcript is spliced from 14 exons. Gene Ontology annotation, cellular component: Fanconi anaemia nuclear complex; nucleus. Gene Ontology annotation, molecular function: ubiquitin protein ligase activity. Gene Ontology annotation, biological process: interstrand cross-link repair; protein monoubiquitination. Lineage: Eukaryota; Metazoa; Chordata; Actinopteri; Siluriformes; Bagridae.